CAGCAUGUAGGUUGAGUCAGCCACGCGACUCGAGAGGAAAAUUAGUGCGAACAAGUUACCAUCAUAUCAUAUGCCACUUUAACUUCGUAACCGAUUUUGUAUUCGGAUUGAUAUCGUACGAUUUCGAUUUUCUUUCAAACCUGAAUGAAACGGGUUCGUAUAUUUUCGAAAGCAACUGACUUUCCCGAAGUGUAACCCAGGAAGACCGGCACGGGUCGGUCCAACCUGCAAGCCUGUGCUGCAAUGGAUAUUGAUUUGGUCUGAUAACGGUUGGAGGAAGGGUGCCAGGAUGGCAGGAGAGGCAUGUGAAGAGUAGAACGAAGUGUGCACAGAGAGACCUGUUUGAAGGAAAGAUGGUGUUGGAAUUGGAUCAAUUUCGGUCUGACAAGGGAGGUGACCCUGAAAAGAUCAGGGAGAAUCAGAGAAAGAGAUAUGCCAAAGUUGACUUGGUAGAUGCUGUUGUUGUUGAAGAUAAUGAGUGGAGGAAAUUGAGGCACAAGGCUGACAAUCUGAACAAACUGAAGAACUUGUGCAGCAAGGAAAUUGGAGAAAAGAUGAAGAAGAAGGAACCACAUGGUGAUGAAGGCGAACCAGUACCAGAAUCUCUAAUUGCAUCCCUUGAAAAUAUUACUUCUGAGCAGUUGAAAAGUCUCAGUGUGAAUCAGAUCAAGAAAGUGCGACUUAUGAUAGAUUCAGAGAUGGAUCAUAAUACUCAAGCCCUUGCUGUAGCAGAAGCUAGUAGAAAUUCUGCACUUCGUGAAAUUGGAAACAUCCUUGACCCAUCUGUUCCAAUUAGUAAUGAUGAAGAAAAUAAUAGGGUGGAGAAGAAGUGGGGAAAUGUAGAGAUGGAAAAGAAGUACUCCCAUGUAGACCUUAUUCACAUGAUAGAUGGAAUGGAUGGAGAAAGAGGAAGUGUAACUGCAGGUGGCAGGGGCUACUAUCUCUUGGGUCCAGCUGUGUUUCUGGAGCAAGCCAUCGUCCAGUUAGCCCUUCAGUUGUUGCAUACAAAGUCAUACAAACCUAUCUACACUCCAUUUUUCAUGAGGAAGGAGGUCAUGCAGGAAGUAGCCCAGCUCUCACAAUUUGAUGAAGAACUUUACAAGGUCACAGGGAAGAGUUCUGAGAAAGGAGAAGGGGAUGCCAUUGUAGGAUCUGAGGAGAAAUAUCUGAUUGCAACAUCCGAACAGCCAAUUGCUGCAUUCCAUCGAGAUGAAUGGAUCCCAGAGGCAGCUCUUCCAAUCCGAUAUGCAGGGAUAUCUACCUGCUUCCGACAGGAAGUUGGCUCUCAUGGCCGAGACACACGUGGGAUCUUUCGAGUCCAUCAAUUUGAAAAGGUGGAGCAGUUCUGUCUAACAUCACCACAUGAUGGUCUGUCAUGGAAGAUGAUGGAUGAGAUGCUAGGGAAUGCAGAAGAGUUCUGUCAAGCUCUGGAACUUCCGUAUCGGAUUGUGAACAUCGUCUCAGGAGAGCUCAACAAUGCAGCUGCCAAGAAAUGUGACAUAGAAGCCUGGUUCCCUGGAUCUCGAGCAUAUCGGGAACUGGUGUCAUGUAGUAACUGCACUGACUAUCAAGCAAGGAGACUUUUGGUUCGCUUUGGACAAACCAAGAAAAUGGGAGCUCAGACAGAGUAUGUGCACAUGCUGAAUGCCACCAUGUGUGCCACAACUCGAGUUAUCUGUGCUAUCCUUGAGGUUUAUCAGGAAGAAUCUGGGAUUCGAGUGCCCAAUGCCCUCAAACCAUUCAUGCCUCCUGGAUAUCAAGAAAUGAUUCCAUUUGUAAAGCCAGCUUUGAUUGAUGAAGCUGAAACCAAGAAGCAGAAGAAGCAAAAAGAAGGGAUGGCUAAGAAUAAGGAAGAGUGAAUGGCACAAGGGGAACUCAAGGUGAUCCAAGAUUGAUCACAAAUGCAUUGGUGUUGCACAUAAAUGAAGUGCAUGUACCUAUUUAUUCGUCCCCUUUAUUGUCCAAUUAAGAACAUAAGAGGGCAAGAAGAAAUAAAUAUGGG
This is a messenger RNA of Darwinula stevensoni, 2002 nucleotides long. The record is from the annotation of a GenBank genome assembly. Lineage: Eukaryota; Metazoa; Arthropoda; Ostracoda; Podocopida; Darwinulidae.